Drosophila yakuba is the source of this 3666-nucleotide messenger RNA. Its product is annotated as tenecin-3. Bases 75 to 413 code for a protein of 112 amino acids. The transcript has a single exon. NCBI's taxonomy places the organism in Eukaryota, Metazoa, Arthropoda, Insecta, Diptera, Drosophilidae. The record is from RefSeq and is a predicted model, not a curated record.
AAAGAGCUUAGGCUGUUGGAAAAAGCAUCACAACCGGAAUUUCCACCAAGCAAAGCCAAACUACCAAAAAGAAAAUGCGUUCCUUCACUUUGAUUGCCCUCUUCGCCCUGAUUGUCCUGGCCGCUGCUCAAAGCGGACCACAAGGAGGACAGCAAGGUGGCCGAGGAGGACCUCAAAGUGGUCAGCAAGGAGGAUCCCAGGGAGGACAACAGGGAGGACAACAAGGAGGACCACAGGGAGUUCAGCAAGGAGGACAACAGGGCGGCCAGCAGCAAGGAGGUCAGCAGCAGGGAGGUCCUGGCGGUCCAUGGGGUCUGCCUCCGAAUGGAACUGAACUGUCCAACAGCACCACAACCACGACCACUGAGGCUAGCACCACUGAAUCUAGCACCACUGAGGUUUCUUCAGCCUAACUUAUGGAUUGAUCCCAAUGAAAGCCAACAGGCUUGCUCAGUUCCUUAUCCUUGUCCUUAUUAUUACAAGUUCGUGCAAUUAAAUUAAAUCAGUUUCCUAUAUGUGAUGUGUUGUGAUUAAAUUAGGUUAUAUUCGCUUCUAAGCGUUAUGGCAACAUGAAAGCUAAUGCCUGCAAAUCGUUUAAUGAAGCCCCUGCUCAUCUGACAAAAAUGCUGCGUAUUAUUCUGAAGCAGCAAUUGACGCUAAAAAGUAUGCAACACUUUUGUGCUGCUGCUGAAAACCACUUUAAAGCAAAACCGGGGAAUGCAACCUCCCUCCCCCGAGAAUGCCGCAACUUGCCACUAAAAGAGUUCCACUUCCCCACACCGAAAUCAGCGACAAACAGCAGUGCGAAAAGCGUAGGGGCAAACGCAUAUGCGGUGGCUCAUGAAAUGCAGUACAAAGUCGUCUUCCUCAUUCACUCGCUGCUGCUCAGCGAAGCGGCCACUUUUAGUGCACUGAAGUGCUUGGCCGCAGGGGGAGGGGUGGCUUUUUGGGUGGUCGGUGGUCGGUGGGUGGAAGGCCAUCAGUCGUGGACCGGCGAAGUGAUCAAUUGAUUUGCAUUUCCCACUCCGGGAAGCGCGGACACCAGAGUGCAGUGCAAAGGCGCUUUAAGCCAGCUCUGCCAUUGACUGGACUCUGCGGCAGGGCUUAAACCCACUGAGAUGCAUAAGCGAUUAACCCACUGGAGCCGCAAAGUUUUCAUGGCAACAUAAACAUCAAAUUUAAGUACUUUAUGCCUAAUAGAAGCAACAUGUGUUGCAGCAACUCAUUCAGGUUUAUAUCAAAUAUUGCAAGAGGUGAGUGACAACCGUGCAACUUCAAAAGCACUACAAUACAAUAAAAUAAGAAAAUAAAUAAAAUAAGAAAAUCCAUCAAUGAUGAACAUGGUAUUUUCCAAUAGUGCCUAAUUCAAUUGACUGCCAGUCAAAUAGAAACGAGACCACCCUUGAUUUGCUCUAGAUGCAGUGAUCUGCCAUUGUGGCCACCGGUGGGUUAAGCCAACUGCCACAUGCGACUGGAGCAAGUGGGGCAAACUGGGCAACUGAGGCAGCAGCAGAGGCAACUGAGGCGAGUGGAGCAGGCAAAACAGCUCGCUGGGGAACUGUAAAUCACGUCGAGCGCAGAGCACAAAUUGGUUAGUGAAACACAUGAACCAUUCAUCAGGAGGAAAAAUGCGGGGAAAAGCGCGGGACUCGCACACUCACACACUCAUACAUUCAUGCACAUGAGUUGGCUGCCGACUAAAUUCGCGCUUUUGAAAAAUGAAAGCAACUGCAAAAGUACAGGAACACACGCAGAUUUGCGAAAGUAGCAAAUGUAAUCUGCAGGGGGGCCAAAGAACGCGUGGAUUCGGAGCGGAAGAUGCAGGGAAAUCAUAUUAUCCUCAGGUGGAAUUAGUUGCCCCUUCGCAGAACAGAGAGAGAAAUUCAUAUGCAAGCCCCUACUUAAGCUUAAUAUUUCGAUUGGUAGGAAAAUGUUUGUCCCUGAAAUCAAGCGCUUGUCUUAGAAUAAGAAGUAUUUCCAGCAGUUCAGCAAUAAUACCGAUACCUUCAAAUCCCAGAUUAUUUUCUGUGUGCACUAGCCACGCAGCAGGCAGGAAGUUCUAUCCAACUUUACUCAACUUGAGUCAAGUCAUCGCUUUCUUUACUGAGCUCCUGCUUGCCUUCGUACACUUGAGGAGCACAAAUUGAAAGGAAAACACAUCCUGGCUUCCUGAAAAGGCUGCAGUAGUAGCAGCAGCAGCACCAGCAGCAACAAAAGCGGAAAAAUCAGGAUGAGCAGCAGCGGCGCUGAAAUGCAGCAAAUGAAAUUUCCCAAGGCCGCAGCGAUCGAAGCGAAAUUGAAAAAAUAAUCAUAAAUAUUGCAUGCAGCUUGGUUGGGCUCUCCGCCAUCUAUUUUUUAGCCGCUUUCAUUUUGCUGCGCUUUUACUCUUCUUUUUUUCCCCAUCCCCGAUUAAGCGACGUAAAGUACAAAAAUGCAGGCGGCCCGGUUAAGUAUACGCCGCGUGGGCUCCGGAAAAUUGAGCCCGAAAUGCGCACAAAUGCCGCUUCAUGUCAUUCCAGGCUCAGUUCCGGAUGGAAAUGAGUCGGCUUGGCGUGGCGAUGGCUUUCGGCUCGGGGAGUGAGGAUGCCACAUUUACACGGCUCUCCACUUCUAUGGCGAUGCCGCCGCGGGCGAGGAAUAUUCUAAAGCGCUCCGUGUGAAAAUAAUUUCACGGCGGAAAACAAGGUUACGGGGCUAAAGGCGAGUCUAACGACUUUAGGUUAUCUAGUACUUUGAAAGCGUAAAAUACGCUUUUUAUUGCACUUUUCGCCCAACUCUAUUAUCUGUUAAAUUCGAUUUAAUGGAGGAAAGCAGUAUGUUAAAAAAUUCUUUAGUAUUUCAAAAUCAAUUUAACUAGUUUACGUAGCUGCAGUUGAUUUUUACAUUUUGAGACCAAAAUAAGAAAUGAAAAUUUCAUAAACAGAGAGCACAAAACAAAUACGAGCAACUGCUAGAUGACGCACUUCAGGUAAAUUAGUCAGUGGCAAACAGUAAACAUUUUCCCCAGGCUUUGAACUCUCUUUGUGUCUGGUUUUCGGUUUUACCAAAAUAACACAGACGUUUGUUUGAUUUCUGUGACGGCGCCCCAGCCGCAGCUGUUUUUGAAGAAACAAGUUUGUGCCUAAUGGAAAAUUUCGACCAUAUAAAAGGGCUUUGGCUGUGGGAAGAUGUAUUACAACCCGAGUUUUCACCCAGCAAAGCAAACUACCAAACAGAAAAUGCGUUCCUUCAUUUUGAUUGCCCUCUUCGCCCUGAUCGCCCUGGCUGCUGCUCAAGGAGGACCACAAGGUGGACAACAAGGUGGCCAAGGAGGACCUCAAAGUGGUCAGCAGGGAGGACCCCAGGGCGGCUCUCAAGGAGGACCACAGGGAGGACAACAGGGAGGACAACAAGGAGGACCACAGGGAGGUCAGCAAGGAGGACAACAGGGCGGCCAGCAGCAAGGAGGUCAGCAGCAGGGAGGUCCUGGCGGUCCAUGGGGUCUGCCUCCGAAUGGAACUGUACUGUCCAACAGCACCACAACCACGACCACUGAGGCUAGCACCACUGAAUCCAGCACCACUGAGGUUUCCUCAGCAUAGAAUGCUAGUAAGCAACUCUAGAUUUUAAUCGAUCCUGUGAAAAAUUAUUAAACACCUAAACCAAAUGACUUAUGUUCCUACUAAA